Molecule: messenger RNA, 3153 nt
Organism: Fusarium redolens
Lineage: Eukaryota; Fungi; Ascomycota; Sordariomycetes; Hypocreales; Nectriaceae
Exons: 6
Coding region: 1-3153 (1050 amino acids)
Source: RefSeq, a predicted model, not a curated record
AUGGCCAGUUUCUCGUCGAAGAGAAGGUCCGCCAGCUUUUCUGGAGGCGCAGUACGACAGCGGAUGAAGAUAAUUGCCCGAUGCAGAAGCUACUCCGUGUCUUCUCUGGGAGAUGGGCGUGUUCCUCAGCAGCUUCUACGAACCCAACUCCGCUUGGCAACAGAUAUUGAUGAACUAAUUGCCCAUAGAAUCCUUUCAUGUGGAGAAGAUGACGGAGUCGGAACCGCCAUGCGCGACUGGCUCAAUCAUCCAAUGCUAACAAGUGACGAUCAGCUAGCAAAGAUCAUCAAAAUCGAACAAUGCACAAAAUUGUCCCCAAGGCUUGAAGCAGGCUCCGUUGCGCAGUUUCACCAAAUAAUUGAGGAGCUUCGACUACACGGGUACGAGAACAGCGUACAAGACUGGAUAUUUUUCCUCAAAUGCAGUGAUCCCACCACCCGGAUAACUGUCCGCUACGUUGGGUCAACAUCCGCGCCAAGAAACCCAUUCAAACGGGUGCAGAAGAAUGCAGGACGGCCACAGUCACUCCUUGGAAUGUUUCUCUAUAUACUGCAUAAGCGAUAUCCUGAGAUUGCUACUCUUCACAAGGUUUUCACAAUCCACGGAAGUUUUGUGCCAGAUUUCAGCAAGUUGAGCGGCCAACAGAACAUUUUGUCCCAGCGGUUUCACAAUUCCGUCACUGAUCAAACCGAGCGCUGCCUUAUUGCUUUUUUCGGGUUUCGCACCCUCCUUAAUCGCCAACGUGGGGGGAAACAUGGAGUCAUAAGCGUCGAUUACGAGGAAGAACGUGUCUUCUUGCGAUGCAAAACGAACCUCUGGACCAAAGCCAACGGCUGCUUUACCACGCCACCAUCCGACGAUUACACCCGCACAGAGGUUUGGAGUGAGGAAGACAAGCUGAAGGAGGCGAGCCGCGAGACAUAUAUUGCUGGGGCCUCCACUCAGGCUGUUGCGAAGUCCUGGCUCAAUGGCUAUUCAGUACUCGCUCUAUGCGGACAAGAGCCACCUAUUAGCAGCAUCAACGAUGGCACCGAUAUACUGAGUGGCAUCCGGGCUACCAGCAGCUUGGUUAGAAGUGUGCUGACUUUAAUGGUUGCAAUGGAAACGGGUGUGUGCGAUGCCUCUAUCACGUCUCUGGCGAAUCUCUUCAGCUUUAAUCAACUCUUCAACUGGCCACUACUGGCUCCCAAGCACAAGCAACGAUCAAGAGAGCUGUUUGAUAGUUGGCUGGAAACAAUUCAACCGUUGAUUGUGGCUAGUCUUGGACAGCAUGUUUACGCUUGGGUCUGCCAACCAUCUCGGCGGCAAACUCCACCUAAAUCUCUUUUGAACGAAGUGGGCAUCCCUCGUUUGGUACAAAUUCCAAACAGCAGCUACGACGCCAUCAUAAUUCCACAUCUUCAUUCUGGUAGUUUUGCGAGAAAUCCAAGCAUAUCGAGUCAAGGCCAGGUCUUCUGGUACCCAUGGGUUGCCACAUGGGUCUACAUGGACACUGCAAUUCGUCUACUUUCGAGCCAUGACAUUUCAUCUACACCACGCCAGGCUUUGUGUGUCGAACUCCACACCCAAGCAGAGGCAACUUUGAAAAAAGCAGGAUACUUCGAGAGUCUACAGGUUGCAAAAGCAGAAUUUGCUUACACAACGAAGAUAAAUACCUCUGAGACAAUGAAUUGCAAGAGUGUAUCGUCAGAAACUCGGUCAGCCGGAACAGAAGGGUAUGCACUCCCUUCAUUCACUAUCUCAGUAGACAGAAGAGCUGUGCUAGAUCAGCAUCUCUCGUACAGUGCUCUCUCCGACCAGGGCAUAUCUCAACCGAUGCUUGAAUCAAUAGACGAUGGCUCAAAGAAAAGACCUCGAGACAUGUUCGAAGAAAACGAACGGUUUGACGACGACCCAAGGGCAAACUUAACGUCAACGAACUGGGGGCCCUCGGACAAGACGAUGGAAAGAUGGAGGAAGGUUUACGACUUUAUCCGGAAAGGUGAGUCGUUCGAUUUUGCUCGCAGGCUUAGGAACAAGUUUCUGCUCGAGCGGAUCUGGACUGGUUCCAACUCCUCCUCUGUACUGCCAGAGUUUGCCCUAGAUGAAAGCAAUUCUGCAAUCGCAGGGAACCAGCCAUACUCGCCCAUGCCCUCAUCCUUAUUCGAGACCAAACCACUUGCUGUGCAUCCCCCAUAUCGUUUCAAACUGGCCCUUGAACGAUGUGGAAAGACCGAAGGCCCACCGUUAUCGAUAAUCAGACGCCAACAGGCCGAACUACUAUUUGAAGACACGGUACCCAAACUAUGUGGCUGGUUAUUGGGUAAGGUUGCUUGGGUGGAGUUUCUGCAGGAACUUGACGAAGGUGUUUGGAUUGCCGCCUCACUGGAGACUGCAAGAGGCGAUGAAAUGAUACAGCCGGAGCGGGACAGAUUCAUCGAGACUUUCGGGGACAAAGGUGAUGCUGGUGAGUCUAGCAACGAUGAAGCUGGAGGGAUAAAACUCCAGAGGGCAUCGCAACAGUUCAUGGUACAACAAAUGCUAUGGCUCGGCAAGAUUACGAGGGGGAAAGUAGCUGACUCCCCGUAUCUUAAUCUGAAUGAAGCCGAAGGUCACCAGGUCAAGGUGUCACAGCGCGGAAAAGUUCAACUCAGAUUCAAGUUGAAAAAUGACUUGACGGUCACGACGGACAUCAAGCUGGGCCCGCUCAUUGCUCCGCUUGAGAAAGACGAUAAGCGUACGAUACAUUUCACGGACUUAGGGAUCGAUAUCAGAACCGCAACAGGAUUGACAAUCAAAGUUCCCAUAAACAAUUCAACAUGUAUUUUGCCCCUGUCAGCCAUGAAGAGCCACCAAAACGGUACCGACUUUAUCAGCCUUUGGAAAGCAGUUCGGGGUGAGGCUCAGCCUGCAGAUAGUGUAUCGAGUCUCUUGAAGUCUUCUGAUGAAGAUGCAGACUAUCCUCCGGAGUUGUGUGUCUCGUCUACCGGGGAGAUGGGGGCGAAGCCUCCAAACAGGCGGCUUGAAACUAUUCAAGAACCUGAGAAGAACGACGCACUGUGGCUCCUAAAGAGCUCUAUUGAUUUACGCCUGCCUGACGGAGGUGAUUUCUGGACGGGUAGUAAGGAGGAUUUUCCACGAGGAACAGACGAUGUCGCAGGCUUCAUCGAGUAA